CGUUAAAUUUGUAUUCUAAUUUUAAAAAUGUAAUACACACCUAUAACUUUUUCCCCUGUGCAACAGAGACCCCUGCUGGUGGGCAAACGACUGGCAACAAUUAAUGACAUAGUUCCGUUUCCGGUGUAAACAAACAAGCCAAUAUGGCGGCUUUCGUAGUCAAACAAGACUCGGCAGACUGUUGCUAGUAGAGAGCGUCGCUUGUUGAGAUUUGACACAUUUUAUAACAUGGAUGAACCGGGAAGUGGUGGGAAUGUGGUUCGUUACUAUUGCACGGCCGGUAACGGUAUGGAGGCUUUUUUAAUCAACGAGGUGAAGACGAAGCUAGCGGCUGAAGACGUGUGUCAAAUUCCAGGUAAAGUGUUAUUCAGCUCUUCUGCAAAGAUCAACAGAGUUAGUAACCUGAAGGGUGCAGAGAGACUCUUUCUUCUGUUGAAACAAGACUCGCCGGUGAGUCUGUCUGCCCACACCAGCACAGCAAAGGCAGCCUCUGUGCUACAGUCCAGACUGUUGGAUGACAAGAAUCAGUGGACCAGUGCUGUAAUGACAUGGAGUCGACUGCAGGGGGAGCUGACAGGCAGCAAAAACACCAUCAAAACAUCAAGCCCUGCCCUGGGAGUGACAAGGAAGAGGGAGGAUGCGAUGAGAGGGAGUGACGAACAGAGCAGAGAGGGGGAGAAGAGCCUUGUAGAGUUUAGAAGUACAGGAGGGGAGAGGAAGGAGGAGAUUGACAAACAGAGAAGUGGUGGACAAAAUGGAGUAUCCACAAUGGCACAGAAGAGAAAGAGAGAUGAGGAGGAGAAGGAGAGGAAAGUGGCAGCUUGGGACACAGGCAUUGAGAAGACUGUAGAAAAGGGGAAGGCAUGUGAGGAAGAAAGGACGAGAGAGGAAGAAGCAGAGGGGAUGUUAGAGGAGUUUAUCGACUGUACACAUGGAGCAUACGUCAAUGGGGGAGGACCGGUUUGUGACCACACAGCAUCCAGGCUGGAGCACCGUGGAGCAAGUAGCAGCAGGAAGAUGGAUGACAUAGUAAAGGAUUUCACUGAAGAAAGUCAGGAAAAUGUGAAGACCACUGGAGAAAAAAAUCAGACACUGCUGACAACCUGUGAGGAUAAACCAGAGCUGCUUUCCUGUAUCCCGGUCUCCUUCAGGAUCAGCUGCAAAUGUUCUGGAUCUCUGUCACGAUGCUUGGGCGCACAGGAGGUGAGCAGAGUGAUUGGAGCAGGUCUGAGCAGACUGCUGGGCUGGAAGGCUGACCUGAAGAAUCCACAGUUGGAGAUAAAUGUCCAUUUGAGUGAUGACUACUGCCUGCUCGGGAUCCCACUGACCAGGUUGCCUCUUGCUAACCGGAGCUAUAUAAAAAUCACAGGACUAAGGUCUACAACAGCCUGGGCCAUGGCCUCACUGGCUCAUAUACAGCCAGGCUUCCGUGUGGUUGACCCAAUGUGUGGGGUGGGGACCAUCUUAAUAGAAGCUGCACAGGAGCAUAAGGAUGCCUGUUUCCUGGGUGUGGAUAUUGAUGAAGCACAGCUGCAGAAGGCCAGUGAGAACAUAGCAUUUGCUGAGUUGGAAAACAGAAUAAACCUGCUGAAAGCGUCGUCUCUGGUACUGCCUGUGCCCAGUGCCACUGUAGACGCUGUGAUCUGUGACCUGCCAUUUGGCAGGAAGUUUGGCUCCAGAAUAGACAUGGCUGCCAACUUGCCACUCGUCCUGACAGAGAUGGAGAGAGUUCUCCGUCCUGGUGGUAUCCUGGUGCUCCUCCUGAGUCCUCAGUUGUCCUGUCUACUCAAAAAACUUCUAAUACAAUAUGAUACUGGACCAACAUCUAACCCUGAAACAAAGCCUCAGACUGGGAUGCAAAACUGCCCAUCUUCUUCCAGAUCUCCUUCUAAGAAGCAGACUUUCCAAAUCCACUCUGGGGUCAAAUCCUCACCAAGCCAAGAAACCAAGCUUCAACACAGUCUGCCUUUCACUGUGUCCUCAUUGAAGCAUCAAGCAACUUUCAGAGUCAGCUUAGGAGCAAUAGAUGGACUUAUUCAUAAAUAUGUCAAAACAGACUGUUGUGUUUUCAGGGAUGUUAUGUUUUAAGGCACUUGGUUUGAUUUUCUUUGUUGCUAACAUGUAAAAAAAAAAAAAGUGGCCAUGUUGAAAUACCACUGUGUUUUAACCGCUCUGUAACAUGUUUUGGUUUGCUUACAACUUUUUAAUUGUAAAUGAGAUUUCCAGGUAUUUAAAAUAUGUUUUGGAAGCAGCUGAGAAAUUAUUUUUGAAAGCUUACGAGUAAAGAAAUUUUGAUUUUCCAAUCCUCCAGCAGUGCUUGACCUCUAAUUUCUAAAAUCCUGCCCGUGGCACUCAUUCCCAAGCUCACUUAUUCAUUGAUUAUGGUUAUCUUUAAAAAGCAACUCACAAAUGUUGCUCAGUAUCUCAACGUGUUCAUAAAAUUGCCAGACACUGCCUUUUUUUGCAUUACUUUUUAAUCAAACUGUGAUAAAUUGUGAAUUUCUUCUCAACACUUUUCAGGUUAAUAACACUGGCAUAGUCCCCUGCUUUUUGUUUUGCUAAUGGGGGACCAUUCCAUGGUGACUGUAUGGGGUUUUUUUUAAAUAAGAGUUUUAUGGCAGAAAAUAGUUUACUUUUUGAAACAAUUGUGUGUUUAACUGUUUCAUUAUUUGCUAACACUACUGGAAAAUAUGAAAUAUCUCUAAAACGGUAACAGGAAAAGAUGGGAUUGUUUUUUUCCUGCAUCACAGACCCCCUCACUGAAUCAUAAAGUUGCCAUCUGCCACUGUUUAGCCCUGCUUAGCCCAGUUUUACAUUAAGGGAGCCAAAUAAUGCA
Haplochromis burtoni (Burton's mouthbrooder) is the source of this 2836-nucleotide messenger RNA. It is a transcript of the gene thumpd2, whose product is annotated as THUMP domain containing 2. The record is from RefSeq and is a predicted model, not a curated record. Gene Ontology annotation, molecular function: tRNA (guanine) methyltransferase activity; RNA binding. Gene Ontology annotation, biological process: tRNA methylation. The transcript has 11 exons. Bases 229 to 2088 code for a protein of 619 amino acids. Lineage: Eukaryota; Metazoa; Chordata; Actinopteri; Cichliformes; Cichlidae.